Messenger RNA from Dipodomys spectabilis (banner-tailed kangaroo rat), 2136 nucleotides. It is a transcript of the gene Slc16a5, whose product is annotated as solute carrier family 16 member 5. Gene Ontology annotation, biological process: transmembrane transport; monocarboxylic acid transport. The transcript has 4 exons. The record is from RefSeq and is a predicted model, not a curated record. Gene Ontology annotation, molecular function: monocarboxylic acid transmembrane transporter activity. The coding region runs from base 102 to 1496 and encodes 464 amino acids. Lineage: Eukaryota; Metazoa; Chordata; Mammalia; Rodentia; Heteromyidae.
GACAGUGUCAGUCACCCAGGCAGGAGAGGUGGCAGGGGAGCUUGGCAGCCCGCCAAGCCCAAGCUCCGUUCUCUUCCCUUCCCAGGCAGUGGCAGCAGAGGAUGCCCCAGGCCCUGGAACGUGCAGAUGGCAGAUGGGCCUGGGUGGUACUGCUGGCUUCCCUGGUGACCCAGGCCCUCACCCUGGCUUUCCCUAUGUGCAUCGGCGUGUUCUUCACUGAGCUGCAGCAUGACUUCCAGGCCAGCAACAGCGAGACCUCCUGGCUCCCCUCCAUUAUGGGGUCCAUGCUCCACGCUGGGGGACCCCUGUGCAGCAUCCUGGUGGGGCGCUUCGGCUGCCGAGUGACUAUGAUGUUAGGGGGUAUGCUGUCCAGCCUGGGCAUGGUGGCCAGCUCCUUCUCCAGGACCCUCGUCCAGCUCUUCCUCACAGCGGGAUUGAUCACAGGCCUGGGCAUGAGCUUCAGCUUCCAGGGCUGUGUCACCGCACUGGGCUUGUACUUCGUCCGCCGGCGGCCACUGGCCAACGCGCUGGCCUCCAUAGGCAUCUCCAUAGGAGUCACCCUGUGGCCACUGCUAGCCCGCUACCUCUUGGAGGAGCUGGGAUGGAGGGGUGCCUUCCUGGUCUUCGGCGGGGCCUUCCUCCACUGCUGCAUCUGCGGCGCCAUCAUGAGGCCCGUGGCCACCAGUGAAGCCCCUGAGACCAGAGACCAUCUCCCCCCACUCCCCAAGACGCCAUCCCAUGGUUGCCUGGCAACCUGCGGCUCCACCCUCCGGUACCACCUGGCCUGUGACAUCCUGCGGCACAACCUGGGCUACUGCGUGUACACCGUGGGUGUGACGGUGAUGGUCCUGGGUUACUCGCUGCCACACAUCUUCCUGGUGCCAUAUGCCAUGCGGUACGGCAUGGAGGAGUAUUGGGCUGCGCUGCUCAUGUCCAUCGUGGGCUUCUGCAACAUCUUCCUGCGGCCCAUCGCUGGGCUGUUGGUAGGUCGGAAGUGCUUUGCUGACUACCGGAAGUACUUAUUCAGCCUGGCGAUCCUGCUCAAUGGGCUCACCAACCUGAUAUGUCCAGUGUCUGCUGAAUUCUGGGUGCUUGUGGGCUACUGCCUGGUGUACAGCGUGUCUAUGUGCGGGAUAGGAAUCCUUCUCUUCCAAGUCCUCAUGGACAUCGUCCCGAUGGACCGGUUCCCCAGCGCCCUGGGCCUCGUCAGUGUCCUCUGCAGCCUCACAUCCCUCAUCUCCCCUCCGCUGGCUGGGCUCGUUCUGGACAGCACUGACAACUUCAGCUAUGUCUUCUACAUGUCAAGCUUUUUUCUCAUCACCUCUGCCUUCUUCAUGGGUGGCAGCUUCUAUUCCCUACAAAAGAGGGAGAGAAAAGGCCAGCAAGACAAGGCAAAGGGAGACACCUCAGAGACUGUUCCAGUGCCAGGUCUUAUCCUGGAAGACAGACCCAAGAGGGAGCUGUGUACGGAGAGCAUGUACGUGACCAGCGUGUGAGCCUGAGGCCAGCCUAAGACCUUCCAAGCAGUAUCCUGGAGUGACCCUUCCUGGCUUCCUUCCACUGAGUCCUGCUGGGGGCAGCCAAGGCCAGCUCAGCCUGGCUGGCUCCACACUGCUGCUACUACAACACAGCACGUUGGAUCUUCACGUCCAACUUGCAUGCCUCCAACAUCAGCUCUCCUUUGACCUUCUCUGGUCCGCUUCCAAAGUGACUGGUCAUGACCCUGGAGGCAGCAAGUCUGCCUCCACACAAGUGAUCGGACCUCACGUUGACUGGACGGAGGGCCAGGCUGAGGAGGUGGCCUGGAUACAGAAUGAGGACAGAUGAAAGGGGGUGUGGAGUUCCCCCACCCUGACACAUGAGCAGACUACGGGGAAGGGAGCCCCUGCUGCUGUCCUGGAGCAGGCCUCUAGCUUUGGUCUCUGAGUUGGGGAGUCGGAGGGGUUCCCUGACACUCAGCAGGGUCUCCCCCAGUCUCCCCUUGUAUCCAGUAUAGGGUUGGGGGAAGUAGACAUUCAAAUGACCGGCAGAGGGAAAGGCUUGCUUAGGUAGCUGAAAGACUGUCAUGAAGCCGGGCACCAUGGCUCACGCCUGUAAUCCUAGCUACUCAGGAGGCUGAGAUCUGGGAUCUUGGUU